AUGGAAUUAAUCAUGUAAGUCUGUUUAGGUACAUGGUAUGGAGUAUUAUCUCUCAUACUUAUUGUUAUUUGGUAAUAAAUUUAAUUCAUUCUAGGACAUUUUAAUCUAUUGCUUUUUCUUGGAGAAGUUUAGAUCGAUUAAGUAAAUUAUCUGCUUAACUUACAGAACUUAAAAUAUCUAAUUAAAUUAUUUUUAAAUUAAAUUAAGUUAUAGUAAUACUUAUAUUCGAUCAUUAAAGUAUUCUAUUAAAGCUUUUGAUUAAUUAUGUGUUGAUAAAUUCUGUAAAAUUUGCAUUUAGUAACGAUUAUUCUUUCUUAUUUUAAUUUAUAGAAUAGACUUUUUAAUAUUCCUUAUUCUAUUUCAAGUAAUUUGGAUUAUUAUUUAUCAAAAAUUAAUAACAUCGUAUUAAUUUACCUAAAGUUCUUAUAGUUCCUUAUUGCUAUUUUUUUAAAUGAAGCAUAAUUAUGAUCUCAGUAUACUCACAAAUCCUCGACUCUAUUUAUAUAUUGUAAAUUAUUUAGGUUUGAUAUAAAUUUAAAAUAGUACAAGAUUAAUAGGAUUGCAUCCAUACUUUCGAUUCGAGUAAUAUCAAAUUUUCGUUAUUUUUAGGGAUGUGAAAUAAGAAUUUGGUAAUUAAAAUCCUUAAUUUUGGAUCUUUUAUUUUUAUUUUACCUGAAUUAAUAUUAUUAGGUUGCAUCAUUCCUGUUUUCAUAUUUUUAUUAAUUAAUAGAAAUAAUCUAGAUAAAUUAAACUGAGAAAACACACAUUUGUUCUUUACUCAAUGAAUACUAGAAUUAAAAUAAUUUUUGGGAAUAAAUCAAAAAUUAAAAAACCUUUUACGAUGCUUGCUUUGAAUAAAUUUUGAAACCAAAAUUUGAAAUUCAAAUUUUAUUCAAAGCUUACCUUUUAGGACUAUGCUAAUUAAUUUAUUAAAAUUAGCAGUUAAAUUAAUUACCAUUUAUUACAAAAUUUUUUAAUUCUUUAAAUUUGAAAGAUGGUCGAAUUUGUUCGAUUGUAAUUUUUCUGGCUGCGAUCAAAUAUAUAUGUGAAUCAAAAAAUAUCGAUUAUGCCUAAAAUUAACGAAUCUAAUUCUCUAAAAAAGUUUUAUUAAGUUACAGAAUCAAUUAAGUUAAUAAUUCAAUUCAUUAUAAAGCCAAAGUAAAUAAUCAAACUAUUGAAUAAAUCUUGUCUUUAGAACAUCAAUUAUUUUCUGAUAAUUUUCAAAAAGUUCAAAGUGAGGCUAGAUUAUUGGUUAGUAUUAUUAAAUCUUUUCUCUUUAUUAGUUUUCAAAGCUUAAUUUAAGCAAUUUAUAAUCUUUGA
Molecule: messenger RNA, 1320 nt
Organism: Paramecium primaurelia
Lineage: Eukaryota; Ciliophora; Oligohymenophorea; Peniculida; Parameciidae
Source: the annotation of a GenBank genome assembly